AUGACCUCAGCCACUUCGGUGCAAGCUCGUGUCCAAGGCGACACUCCCGUGUGGGACGAAGACGCCAAGAUGUGGCUAUCCAAGCUCGGCACGACGGAACUCGCGUACAUGAACUACUUGGACUCUGUGAACACGGCGUCAGUCGAAGGCGCUCUGAUGUUCGUGCAGGCUGAAGGCAUCAACGUGAACGACCAGUCGGUUCUGGGCGACCUGAACAUUGACGACCUGGUUGGUAUCACCAAGAUGGGCUACAGCAGUUACGAGGAGUUCUGCGAGGACGGCGGUGUGGAAUUCAAGGCUUCAAACACUGGGAGCGGCUUUGAGGUGGAGGAGUCGAUCGAGUUUUUGGGAGAAGCCUGGAGAUAA
Peronospora matthiolae is the source of this 366-nucleotide messenger RNA. NCBI's taxonomy places the organism in Eukaryota, Oomycota, Peronosporomycetes, Peronosporales, Peronosporaceae. The record is from the annotation of a GenBank genome assembly.